Molecule: messenger RNA, 636 nt
Organism: Trypanosoma theileri
Lineage: Eukaryota; Euglenozoa; Kinetoplastea; Trypanosomatida; Trypanosomatidae
Exons: 1
Coding region: 1-636 (211 amino acids)
Source: RefSeq, a predicted model, not a curated record
AUGUGUAGCCCCAUCAAUCCAGCAGAAGUGACAAGGCGUGUAAGACAGUUUUUUUCAACUGCCCCGCCGUCUACACGAGAUAUCAUCUGCUACCAUGCUCGUUUAAACACUGAAAAAGUAGAAAUGAUAUCUGAAGUCACAUCCUCUGAUUUCAUUACUACUCCUACUGGUACUAAUAAUGAUGCUACUUUUGUUCCUGUUGCUGCUUCGCCUUUAGCAGAUAACGGAGGUACUUCACUUGAGACAGAGGGAACUAUCAUGUCAUGGAUCAUGUGUGCUGAUAGUUCUCUUUCAGCCGUACCAAUAGGGAGCUCCAGUGACGCCAGAGUAAUAGAAGGUGUCGUUGAUGAAGGUAUUUUAUGCUUUAUAAUCGAUGCACUGACAUCAGCCCAUUUGAGUGUGGUGACAGAAGUGUGUACUCAUGUCUCGGUAUCUCUCGAUGUUGAGUUUCUGCAGUCACUCACUACAGAAUGUGCAUUCACGCUGAAGAGUCGUGUUUUGCGUGUUGGUCAGCGGAUUUGUUUUUUAUCUGCAGAGAUUUACCAAUUUCAGAGUGGUAAGUCGGUGCUGUGUGCAAAAGCCAAUCACGCCAAAAUCUUCUAUAGGAAAGGGUCACAACGUACAUCCAAGUUGUAA